This is a messenger RNA of Lactuca virosa, 303 nucleotides long. The record is from the annotation of a GenBank genome assembly. NCBI's taxonomy places the organism in Eukaryota, Viridiplantae, Streptophyta, Magnoliopsida, Asterales, Asteraceae.
AUGGCGAGACCUGCAAGGCAAUUGGCAACGACCACCACUACCAUAACCUUAGAGAACCCAUCUCCGCCGCAGACAACAACCCUAACAUUGACGCUCAAUCCAAGGAAGAAGAAGGUGACAUGGAAAGAAGGCACCGUCGAUAACGAGUUUCUCCAAAAGAAGAGCUCAAAAAAAUGCUGCAUCUUCCAUAAACAAAAACCUUUCGAUGAAGAUUCCAGCGAAGACGAGGAUUGUCACGAUGAUCAUCAUGACCAUGAUUGCGGCGGAUCGAAGAAGGAUGACGACGGAGCAUCGACGAGCUAG